AUGGCCAGCCAGGUGGAGGCGCUCAAGUAUAUCCCCGGCACCAGCCUGAACGUGGACGGCUUCCGUUUCCUGCGCCCCGGCGCGCGCCACUUCUUCCUCACCCACUUCCAUGGCGACCACACCACGGGCUUGACCAAGGGUUUCGACGCGGGGACCAUCUACUGCUCCCCCGUCACCGCCCGCCUGCUCAUCCGCGACAUGGGCCUGCGCGCCGGGGUCGUGUGCCCCCUGUCCCCCCAUGUGACCGUGGAGGUGGGCGGGGUGGCGGUGACCCCUCUCCCCGCCAACCACUGUCCCGGCGCCGUCAUGUUCCUCUUCGUCAUCCCCGGGGACGGCGGGGGCCGGCCCCCUCGCACCGUGCUGCACACGGGCGACAUGCGCUGGGACGACGGCGCGAUGAUGGCCUACCCCGCGCUGCGCGCGCUGGGCACUCUGGACACGCUGGUCCUGGACACCACCUACUGUGCGCCACGCUGGACCUUUCCACCCCAGGAGCAGGUGAUCCAGGCUGCCGCCGAGUUUGUGAGGCGAGAGGCCGCCAGGUCAGCAGGCCGAGUGCUGGCCGUGGCCAACAGCUACCACAUUGGCAAGGUGCUUUAUGUUGUUCUGGGGGAAGUGUGGGGGGGACAAGAGGGUUUUCAGGGCAAAGGUGGGGACAUGCAGGGUGGCAGGGUGGGUCUGCAGAAGGUAAUAUGUGUGUGCCCCUUUCCCGCUUCAGAGGGAAAUAGGAGAUGA
Auxenochlorella protothecoides is the source of this 735-nucleotide messenger RNA. RefSeq names its product DNA cross-link repair 1 protein. NCBI's taxonomy places the organism in Eukaryota, Viridiplantae, Chlorophyta, Trebouxiophyceae, Chlorellales, Chlorellaceae. The coding region runs from base 1 to 735 and encodes 244 amino acids. Gene Ontology annotation, biological process: protection from non-homologous end joining at telomere; double-strand break repair via nonhomologous end joining; interstrand cross-link repair. Gene Ontology annotation, molecular function: 5'-3' DNA exonuclease activity; damaged DNA binding. The record is from RefSeq and is a predicted model, not a curated record. The transcript has a single exon.